GGCCUUCGUUACAAAGAGCUCUUUGAGACUGUGAGACGGACAUCUCAACCCGCCAGAAUGACAUUCCUCUCGAGAGUCAUCACCGCAUUUGGCGGUCUUCUGCUUACCCAUGCGUGCUACUCUGCGCGAGAACACACCGCGCUACAGUCCCUUCGAGCUGCCACCGCCUCCUCGCUUACGUCGUCACCGACGGUGUCCAGCUCCCUGCCUUUGGACAUUAUACUGGAAACACUCAUAUCCACUCUCAUCAUCCUCGUCGGACUGGUCUUGGGAACCCGCCCUCUGCGCCCAAUCGAGUGGCGCGUCUGGGCAGGCAAGAUUGAGCGGGAGGGCGAGGCGGGGUUUACAGACGGCUCUGGAGUGGUAGACAGGGACUACAUGGGAAACCCUUUCAGCGUGUUUGAGUCGCGGCCAAACUUUGUGGACAUCCGGAAGCAGCGGAAGGAAUUCGCCGAGUGGGUGCAAAAGGGCGGUGCGGAGGCAACACGGUACUACGCUGGCGGUACGCAGUAAUAGGACUCGAUAUCGCUUGCUAUCCAAGAGAAAACGACGUUACUUCAGCUUGGUACAGACUAGUAGGAGAUCAUCAUUCUGAGCAUGAGUCCUCCCAGGAGAUCCCCGUCCGCACUGACAUUGGCAUCACACGUCGCUCCUUCCCGACAUGGAUCCCGAAGCGUGUGGAUCAGGUUCCCGUGGCAAUCGCUACCCAGCCGCCCCUACCCUGAUAGGUCGAUGGCUCAUGCUUCAAUUGAGCGGCUGCCUGAAUUCUAGGUUGAGCUGUCGCCGGAC
Chaetomium strumarium is the source of this 789-nucleotide messenger RNA. Its product is annotated as magnesium transporter. Gene Ontology annotation, cellular component: EMC complex. The transcript is spliced from 2 exons. The coding region runs from base 58 to 513 and encodes 151 amino acids. The record is from RefSeq and is a predicted model, not a curated record. Gene Ontology annotation, biological process: protein folding in endoplasmic reticulum. Lineage: Eukaryota; Fungi; Ascomycota; Sordariomycetes; Sordariales; Chaetomiaceae.